CUGUAUGAUUGAUCACCUUCGGUUGACAAAAGUGUUCUGCGUAAUACACAUAUUUGAUUGACUUACAUAGAUUCUUGUUUGGCAAGUGUGUUAAGAUGCGUCCUACGUUUGACUGUCUCAUUUGGCUGUCAUGGAUAAUGACUGCCCUGUCAUCUACUGUGUAUGGAAUUUGUCAGGUGCCCACUUCCAAGGAAGACAACUACAACUUCCUGACAAUAAUGGGAGUCCAGGCUCGUCACACAAUAUCUGCAAACCUUAAUACACAAAUAGAGUACCAGUUUGUAUCCCCAGAACAUGCACAUCAAUGGAAAACAACACUGGUAACCACCUUACCAGCCUGGCUGAAAUACAACGCCACAUCUACAACUCUGUAUGGUACUCCAACAGAGGCGGGUGUAACCAUGGUCAGACUCGACCUUACUCACCCAAGGAUGACCAAUACUUGUAACAGUAGUAUGGCUGCUGACCUGACAAUACUUGCCCAGGAUGCUCCAGUGAUCAACACAGUUAACAUAGAUCAUUGUGUUGGUGAUGCUCCAUUGCUUGAAAGGCCUAUUGACCAGCUCAAGGUUCAAGUGGGUCGUCCAUUCCUGUAUAGUAUCUGUGACACAUUCAAAAGCACAGAUAAUCUAGCUCUUACUCAGAUGUUAACGUUGCCAUAUGGUAAGGAUGUGCCUGAUAACUUCUGGCUCCAGAUCGAUGGAUCAGCCGAAUUUCUGUAUGGUUUACCCCUGACAACAGAUACCAUGGUAACUGAGAGCAUUACUCUUGUUGCCAUAGAUACAUGUGGUAAGAAAUCCAGAGAUGCGAUACACCUUGACUUUGAACCCUUACCAGAGGUUACUCACACCCUGACCUUGGCAGUGACCCCAGUAACAGAGGGCAAGGAUGAUGACGACACUGCAGCUUUGCUUGUGCAUGUUGUUUCUAAACUUGAGUCCUGGUUCAGGAGCAUACAAAUGAAAGUAGAUGUUUAUGUAGUAGGUGUAGACUGGGAAGGAGACCAGAUGAUUGUACAGUUCACAUUAUCAGGCUCCUCUAUAAGUACCUGUAGUAAACCCUACCUUCAGGAUCUAGUGAAGGAUAUGACUCUACCAGCUUUCUCUUGUUUAAUGGCACCGGUUUUUACCGUGGAGGAUAUGGUCUCUGUGAACUUCUCUGAGAGCUGUGUGGACACUUACCUCAAUCCCUCAAUGCCAUCCAAAUAUGGUAUGUCGAAGAGAAAGCCAACCCUUGACCACUGGCUGGAGGUUGUUGUCCCAUGUGCUGCCUUCCUUCUCAUUGUCACUGUGGUUGUUAUCAUACUCAUGGUGUGCAGUGGUAAAUAUCCCCAUCGCAGGAAGAGAUAUGUGUUGAAGUCUGAGAUUCCCACCUAUCUGGAGGACAGGAAGCCAAUCAUUUUCCCAGACGAGACGCGGAGAAAAGACAGCUCGCUUGAACCCCGACCACCAAUCUUGAUUUCUGGAAAUGGAGAAUAUGAACCAUCUCAAUGGCAACAAGAUGAUGAGGAAAGUGGAAGUCUGCCUUUGUUGAGAGUUACACCUGACCGUAGUGCCCCAACACCACCAGAAUAUCUCCUCAAUGAUAUUGGUGUACCCCCUCCCUACAGACUACCUCCACCUUAUCACUCCACCCAUCCUACCUGGUGAAACAUCAACUCUGUUUUGUCAUGAGAGAUGGCUAUAUCUAUAUGAUGGAAGAGUGCUGAAUUGGAAGCUUGCAUGAAACGCUGUAUAUUAAUGAUUUGGUUUUUUUACCAGUAUUUAUUUUAUUGUUUUGUAUUUCUUAUCACUAAUGCAUAAUUCGAAAAUAUAAUUUGAUUCCAAAACAUCAUAAUUUAACUGGUUUUUCUCAUUGUCGCCGUUCCAUAUUUUUCAAUUAUCUUGUUGUUUGGGAGUUGAAAGAUAUUGCUUUUUUACAUUGCUUUUACACUUCAUUGAGUUUUUCAAAGAUAUUGAUGUUUCAAUUUUAUU
This is a messenger RNA of Ylistrum balloti, 1973 nucleotides long. RefSeq lists its product as uncharacterized. Gene Ontology annotation, biological process: nerve development; morphogenesis of an epithelium; muscle attachment. The coding region runs from base 96 to 1649 and encodes 517 amino acids. The transcript has 4 exons. The record is from RefSeq and is a predicted model, not a curated record. Gene Ontology annotation, cellular component: sarcolemma; dystroglycan complex. NCBI's taxonomy places the organism in Eukaryota, Metazoa, Mollusca, Bivalvia, Pectinida, Pectinidae. Gene Ontology annotation, molecular function: calcium ion binding; laminin binding.